Molecule: messenger RNA, 460 nt
Organism: Macroventuria anomochaeta
Lineage: Eukaryota; Fungi; Ascomycota; Dothideomycetes; Pleosporales; Didymellaceae
Exons: 2
Coding region: 74-391 (105 amino acids)
Source: RefSeq, a predicted model, not a curated record
CAAUCUCCACGCUCGCUCAUCUGCACAUACACUCGUUCGCCUCAGGCAUCCACACUCUCUUCAAAUAUCCAAGAUGCGUUCCACAUCCGCUAUCCUCCUCCUCACAACUCUCCUCGCGCCCUUCGUGGCUGCCGACCUGCACUCCGACGCGGUGUGCAUUGACACCAAGGGCGGUGUAUCCGUCUACAACGAAGCCGCGACAAAGGCAGCAUGCGGAAACUACAAAGUACGAAACACUGGAAACAAGCAAUGGGAUCAGUGCCCAGACUGUGAGAUGAGGGUGAUUGGCAACUUGAACGUCUGCCAUUCUGAUGGGUGGCACAUUGGUGGUGACGAGAUCAACUACUACUGCAACAAGAUCAAUGGUGCUGGAGGCUCGUUGGCGAACUAGGUGUGGACGAGAUCGGUCGUCGUUAGCUGAGAUAAUGCAAUGAUUAUUGUCAAUUCUAGCACUUUUUCC